This is a messenger RNA of Colletotrichum godetiae, 1245 nucleotides long. Its product is annotated as peptidyl-prolyl cis-trans isomerase D. The transcript is spliced from 2 exons. Gene Ontology annotation, biological process: protein peptidyl-prolyl isomerization. Gene Ontology annotation, molecular function: peptidyl-prolyl cis-trans isomerase activity; protein binding. The coding region runs from base 78 to 974 and encodes 298 amino acids. NCBI's taxonomy places the organism in Eukaryota, Fungi, Ascomycota, Sordariomycetes, Glomerellales, Glomerellaceae. The record is from RefSeq and is a predicted model, not a curated record.
GUGAGAAGGGCCUGGGCAAGUCCGGCAAGCCUUUGCACUACAAGGGCUCCAUCUUCCACCGCGUUAUCAAGCAGUUCAUGAUCCAGGGCGGCGACUUCACCGAGGGCAAUGGCACUGGCGGCGAGUCCAUUUACGGAGCAAAGUUCGAGGACGAGGCUUUCCCUAAGAAGCACGACCGUCCCUUCCUCCUGUCCAUGGCCAAUGCUGGACCUAACACCAACGGCUCUCAGUUCUUCCUCACCACCGUCCCGACGCCUCAUCUCGACAACAAGCAUGUCGUUUUUGGCGAAGUCCUGAACGGCAAGUCCGUCGUCCGCCAGAUCGAGAACCUCCAGACCGAGUCGGGCGACAAGCCCCUCAAGGACGCCAUCAUCGCAGACUGCGGCGAAUUGACCGGAGACGCCGCUCUCGCAGCCGACGUGAAGGCCCCGGACGCCAUGGGCGACACCUACGAGGACUUCCCUGAGGACUGUGCAGCCCCACCUGACGCACAGGAAGUCAUCAAGAUUGCUGCCGCCUGCAAGGACUACGGCAACAAGGCUUUCAAGGCCGGUGACUUCAACCUCGGUCUCGAGAAGUACCAGAAGGGUCUCCGCUACAUCAACGAAGAGCCCGACCUGGAGAAGGAGCCCGCUUCUACCAAGGAGGAACUCCAAGCUCUCCGCUUCACCCUAAACAACAACUCAGCUUUGCUCAAUAUCAAGCUCGAAGCCUGGGAUGAUGCCGCGAAGACGGCUACGUACGCUCUCGAUGUUGCCGGAACCAAGGACACCGACCGCGCCAAGGCCCUCUACCGCCGCGGCUUCGCCAACGUUCGCCUCAAGGACGAGGAGAACGCCAUCAAGGAUCUUGAAGAGGCGCACAAGCUCGUGCCGGGUGAUAAGGUCAUUCUUCAUGAGCUUAAUGCCGUCAAGCAGAAGGCGGCAGCUCGUGCGGCCAAGGAGAAGGCGGCUUACAAGAAGUUCUUCCAAUAGAUGGAGGCACUCAGAAAGGGCGCAACACGUCACGUAUCGUGCCGGGAACUGUAUCGGAAAUCACGGCCAAGACGAAGUGUGACCCUGAUGGCAUGAGGCAGGGAGCGAAGACUGGUGGAUGACGAUUCUAUGAUCUGGGCUACUAAAAACAAGGGAAUUCUCUUAAUUCAUUGGAACAUCGGGGCGUACAGAGAAGCAGGCACUGGAAAACACAAGAAAACUCACAGGUAAAUACCUCGACUGAAAGUUCAAUAUCAUUAUAUUAUACACA